This is a messenger RNA of Betta splendens (Siamese fighting fish), 1649 nucleotides long. RefSeq names its product cytochrome b-245 chaperone 1 homolog. The transcript has 6 exons. The coding region runs from base 410 to 991 and encodes 193 amino acids. Lineage: Eukaryota; Metazoa; Chordata; Actinopteri; Anabantiformes; Osphronemidae. The record is from RefSeq and is a predicted model, not a curated record.
GCUUUAAGGUCAUUUAACCGUACAAGUUUCUGUGCAGGGAAUGAUGGUUUGCUUUUGACUUUCAAAGUAUGUGUCAGGACAUGACGAAUUUUAUGGUUAGCGCAACUAGCUAAAACCCGACUUGUAUUUAAUACGUAAUAGCAGUAAUUAUUUUGUAUUUUGUCAUAUAAACAUUGUCAGCCACACAGUUUGACUUAAAUUGAUGCGUCCCAAACUUUAUUUUGAAGUGCGAAUGAUGUCGCCCUAUCGGGGCUGGCGGAUUCAGGAAGGAAGUGUCACCCAUGCUCGGCAGUUAUUGCAUUAUUAUGAAAAGAACUUCCCUUUUUCACACUGCAUGUGAUCCCUCGUACAAACACUCAUUUGCGGCGCCUUCCAAGUGAAAAUCUGCUUAACGACCCAAGCGUUUAAGAUGGGAUACAUGACGGUAGAGGAGCACAGCUCCACCCUGCUCCACCUGAAGCGAUCCCCGGGCAUUCGUUCCUGGUCUCUUCUUUUUGGUAUCACAUCUGUUGGGUUGGCAGCUGCAUAUUACAGCUCAGACAGCAUCAUGUGGAAGCUUUUCUACGUGACUGGCUGUCUGUUUGUGGCCCUGCAGAACAUGGAUGAAUGGGAGGAGGCCAUGUUUGACAAAAGCAAGAACCUGAUAGAGAUUAGGACCUCCAGCCUGUACACUUUAGUCCUGACACUGUGGAGGAAGGGGCAGGAGAAAGUUGUUUUAGAUUUGAACCAUCUGUGUGACAUCUGCGUUCAGGAGGAGAAGGUUCGUUAUUUGGGUAAGGGCUACGUCCUGAUGCUGAGGCUGGCUGCAGGCUUCUCUUAUCCCCUUACCCAGAGUGCAACACUAGGAGGGCGCAGUGAUGUGGAGGCAGUGGCUGCUUUGUUGAAGCGCUUUGUGGGACUGGAUGAGCUGCAGAAACACCGGCGUGAGGAGGACGAGGACCAUUUUCUGGACAGCAGCAGUCACUCAGACAACGAAGAAGAUGAACUUUGAUCUAUCUAUGACAAACAACCUUACUGUCACUAAAAAUGGGAAGUAUUAGGGGUAUUAUGGCAUUAGAAAAGGUAUGUUUUUACUGGUGCCUUUAUUACACUAUAAGCAUGCACAUGUAACCAUGCUUACGUAUAUUUCCUCCUUUUUUGUACGUUUAUACAUCAACUGAAGUUCAGACAAGCCACUGCGACUCAAUUUUUAUUCAAUGUUUCACUGAAAUGACACAGUGUGAGCAUUUAAUUAUUAUUUCACAACAAUCUUCAGCUCACUGAAUCACUGUAAUUAACUACUGAACUCUAAUGAGUGCUUGUGUGUAAGUCAGUGAAAGGAAAGUGGUUUCCCACAAUUUCUGGACCACCCUGAUGAUAAUGCAAGUUAACCCAUUCCAGUCCACAGGCUGGAAAAAUUAUUGUGGAAACUGUAACGAAGCAUAAAUGAAAUCCUUCAACUGUCUUUCUAGUCCAUCAAAAGUUAAUUAAGUUAUAAAACACCUCAUACAUUUUGGGAGCCAAAGAACAAACUCAGGCUUAAAUCACGGAUGUGCCAGUACGGCACAUUGUUGAAUGAAUGUCAAAAUGUGCUGCUUGAAGGUUUUUGGUUAGCUGUAAAUUAAAUUUUUGUUUACUUUAAUACAUUUAUAUAAACUGUUACAUAAUCA